This is a messenger RNA of Naegleria fowleri, 2955 nucleotides long. RefSeq lists its product as uncharacterized. NCBI's taxonomy places the organism in Eukaryota, Heterolobosea, Eutetramitea, Acrasida, Naegleriidae. Gene Ontology annotation, cellular component: nucleoplasm; Fanconi anaemia nuclear complex. The coding region runs from base 1 to 2955 and encodes 984 amino acids. The transcript has 2 exons. Gene Ontology annotation, biological process: interstrand cross-link repair. The record is from RefSeq and is a predicted model, not a curated record.
AUGAGUCUUGAUCUCACUUCAACACCGUCCUUGCCAGCUUUGCUUCCGGCUGGAUCACACAAACAAGACAAGAGUGAGAGAAAACAUUUUCCCGAACGAAGGGUGAAAAGAGAGUUGACAUUAUGGAAUGGUAUAACUACGAAUUUAGGAGAUCAACAAUUUUGUUUCGGAGAAAGCAACACCAACAGGAUACAAUCAAUAAUCAUCACCAAUGAAGAUGAUUCAGAAAAAAUUAUUACUGCUUUACAUCUUUCAGAUAAAUUGAUACAUAUUCUAGUGAAUUACGAAUUAAAACAAAUAAUAAGAUUUGCUUCAAACGAUGUAAAGAUUCUAUGUCAUCAUAUUUAUCAAAGAAAGAAGAAUAAGAUUUCUAUCAUAUUAAGUUGCUCUGAUUCCAAUAUUUAUUUAUUUGAAGUUUUAAAGAAAGAGAAGAAGAGAAAAAAUACUCAACGAAAAUCAAUGCAAUCUGCAUCCAAGCAAACACCUUCCAUUUUCUCAAGAGUAGAUCCUUGCGAUGUGAAAAGCUUUUCGUCAGAUUGGAAAGAUUACUUUACAUCCAGUGAAGGAAUUAUUAUUAAGGAAAUAUCGGACUCUGAUGUUUUACAAAAACUUCCAGAGCCUAUUUAUCAAAUACAAUCCAUCGAACCAGAAGUAAUCCAAAACCUUGUUGGUGAACAACCAAAGAGAAGUAGUAGGCACAUUUUAUUGUUCUCCAAAAUGCAGAUCUACAAGAUGUUUCAAGACGAAGUCUCAGAUGAAUUGAAACUUGUUCCUCAUUGUAAAACGCCUUCAGUGGUUCAUUCGAGAGUGACAUGCCUUUAUUAUCCAACCAAUACAAGCAAAAUAUCCCAACUCUCAGAUCAAAAUAGUUACCUCCUCACUGAAGGAUUUUUUCAAGCCCUCUUUGGAAGUGAAUUUAUUCUAAUGUCAUCCUGUAUUUGCUUGAUUGGUUGUGAAGAUGGGUCAAUUUUUUGCUUUCCUUCCAAUAAGAAUAUUAUUGAUAGAUUUUCUGAAAUGAGUUGUUAUAGGACGAUAUUGACUGUAAGAAAUUCAGUCCAAAAUAUUAUUCCACUAUCAAUAUCCAUUAACACUGACAAUGAAAGGUACAACUCAAUUAUUUGUGUGAGCCAUGAAGGACAUAUAGUGUUAUUAUAUCAUGAUAGAGAGCAAAUCAUCAAAAGGUCUUGUUUUAUUAAUAUCAAAAUAACCUCCUCAAUAGUAGUUAAAAACCAAUUGAUUGUGUCAAACAAUAAUGGAUCCCUAUUUUCUUUCACUAUUUACGACAAGAUCCAAUCAACUGAUGCAUUCUCCAAGACAUCUAGUGUUAUCAAGUUAUUUGACUCUGUAGAACUGAGAGAAAUACCCUCAGAAUCAAACAUUUCUGUUUUUCAUGAAUUUAAGGCAAAGAAGUAUCAUCCCUUUCACUUUCAUUCCUUCCCAAAUACAGAAUUAUCACUUUCACGGUUAACCUUCUCGCCUCAGGAUGAAAAGAAAAAGCAUAUGAGAGCAAAAGGAGCAUGUACAGUAUUCACUAAAUCUGGAAAUCUUGAACAUAUUAUAAUACCAUCACACACUACCAUUGACGACUGGUUGUGUCACUCUGUUGCUCCGAAUAGAUUACAAAAUGGAAUUCGAGAUAUGAUACAGCAAGUGGAUGAGAGUUUUACCGUAUUGGAUGCAUCCAAAAGGGAACAAGAACAUUUGAACAGAGAAAUUUACACACUCAAUACAGCCAUGCAUUUACUUCAUGAGUGGAAGGAGCAAGGAAAGAGAAUAUCGAGUAAUAUCAAAUGCUUCACCCGGAAAGAAGACAUGCAACCCGUAAUGGAAUGCAGUGUGUAUAAUGGAACAGAUUUCGUGUUGACCAAUCAGUGGAGUAGUAAGUAUUUUCAAUAUAAUGGACUAGUGACAACUCCAAUAAUGCAACUUGUAGUUAUUGUAUUAGUGGAUUGGCACCACCACAACCUGAUGUGUUACUCUUUUCCUAUUAACCAUUUGGACAGCACGAGUACAUGGAUGAGAACUAUUCCAAUCACUUUCCACAGUGGACAUUCAUCAUUUAAUGUCAGCAUCAUACUCUCUUUCAAUCAAACAGAAGGCCAUUUUUCACUGGUGCUCAAAGAACAACGUUUUAACUUGAUGGAUUUACUCGACACAACUUUGGAACAAUCAACCCCAAGGUCUCAUGCAUACUUGUCUGUUCCUUCCCCAAAUAAUAUGAGAUCCACUUCAAUGCGUCUCCGUAGCCUAUUUCAAAAAUAUUACAAGAACAAAAGCAUUCCCUAUUUCGACCACUUGAAUACAUUGUUGACCAGCACAAUUUCACACAGCUUUAAGUUGAAAAUGAACCCUCUUGAGGAUCGAUAUACAAUGAAUUGGGAAAGGAUGUUGAGAAUACCUCUUGAAGAAAUAUCGAGCUUGAGUCAAGACGAUUGGGCAGCGUUUAUUGAUAGUAGAGAGGCCACACUAUCCUCCAAUAACUUUGCAACACCUUCAUUGUUGAAAACUCCAAGCGGAGAACACCUGAAGCUCAAAAUCUCAACCUCUCUUGGAGGGCAAGCAUUUGAUGUGUUUCUUCAGAGUAAUCAAUUUGGAUGUCUUCUUGCCUCUCGAGCAGCCUUUUUGGAGAAGCUAAAACAAUAUUUAUUGGUUCGACAGAAAAUUGAUUUUACACUUGCUUCAUAUCCGAGAAUUACCCCAAAAGAGGAAAUUAUUGAGACAAUCAAGUCUUUGCAAAACAUUCGAACAGCUGCUUCUCAAUUACUGGCAGAAUUCGAGCAAGUAGAAGAACUAUGGCACUCUCUUCAUUCCAAACGAGACAAGAACCACUCUGACGCCACUGUGGUGAGCACAUCAAAUACUCCACUAUUGACUCUUCUUCAUCAGUUGAACAGUUUAGACAAGAAAAUAGUGGAGACCAUGAAGGAAUUGAGACAAACGAAAUGUGGUCUGUAA